AUGAGCAUCGUGCUAGGAGUGGAGUGUUUCCGCGACCACCGCUACAACUCGGCAACGCAACAAUGGGAAGUACUAGUAUCGUGGCGAGGCCUGCAAGACAUCGAGGACUCAUGGGAGCCACUGGAGACCAUGCUGCGCGACGUGCCAGUGCUGGUGGCCAACUACGCAGAACAGCAACAGGACGAGGAGUUCAAGGCACAGCUGGAUAAAGCUUAA
This is a messenger RNA of Phytophthora sojae, 216 nucleotides long. RefSeq lists its product as hypothetical. The coding region runs from base 1 to 216 and encodes 71 amino acids. The record is from RefSeq and is a predicted model, not a curated record. The transcript has a single exon. NCBI's taxonomy places the organism in Eukaryota, Oomycota, Peronosporomycetes, Peronosporales, Peronosporaceae.